AUGCCCGAUACCCUCACCCUCCAAGGCAAAGUCGCCAUCGUAACCGGCUCAGGUCGUGAAAAUGGCAUUGGUGCUGGUAUUGCCCUCGCCCUCGCUCGAAACGGUGCUUCAGUCGUAGUAAACUACGUCUCCGACUCCUCCAAGCAUCGUGCCGAGAAUGUCUGCACCAUGCUUCGUGAGGCAGGAGGAAAAGCCAUAGCUAUCCAAGCUUCAGUCGAUACUACUGAGGGAGCAAAGUAUCUCGUCGAUAAAACCCUUGAGGGGUUUGCGACCGAUCAUAUUGACAUUCUUGCAUUUUUCUGUCCUAUUACUGAUGAACUGAACGUCAAGCAAUUGACCAAAGUCUUCCAGCUUAACGUUCUUGGAGCGUUUUACAUGGUCCACUACGUUAUUGGUCACAUGCCUCCCGGUGGCCGUAUCAUCAACAUCAGUUCCACCAACGCCAAGCGAGGAAACGUCGCCGUCUCUGCGUACGCAGCCUCGAAAGCCGCUCUCGAUAACUUGACAUGGACAUGGGCUGGAGAGCUCGGUCGCAGCAAAGGUAUCACUGUCAAUUCAGUGGCUCCAGGUCCUGUGAGGACGGACUUUUAUCCCAAGGGGCAGGAGGAUGAGUUGAUGAAGUUUGAGGUUGAUAUCACCAGGGCUGCUGAUAGGCCUGGAACGCCCGAGGAUAUUGGUGAUGCUGUUCUUUUGUUGGUUCAGGAGAAGUCUCGAUGGAUCACUGGGCAGUAUAUUGGUGUUAACGGUGGUGUCACUUACUAG
Fusarium proliferatum ET1 is the source of this 762-nucleotide messenger RNA. RefSeq lists its product as uncharacterized. The record is from RefSeq and is a predicted model, not a curated record. NCBI's taxonomy places the organism in Eukaryota, Fungi, Ascomycota, Sordariomycetes, Hypocreales, Nectriaceae. Bases 1 to 762 code for a protein of 253 amino acids. The transcript is spliced from 3 exons. Gene Ontology annotation, molecular function: oxidoreductase activity.